Peromyscus maniculatus bairdii (prairie deer mouse) is the source of this 3561-nucleotide messenger RNA. RefSeq names its product mitogen-activated protein kinase kinase kinase kinase 1 (gene Map4k1). Gene Ontology annotation, biological process: intracellular signal transduction; protein phosphorylation. The record is from RefSeq and is a predicted model, not a curated record. NCBI's taxonomy places the organism in Eukaryota, Metazoa, Chordata, Mammalia, Rodentia, Cricetidae. Gene Ontology annotation, cellular component: cytoplasm. Gene Ontology annotation, molecular function: MAP kinase kinase kinase kinase activity; ATP binding.
GGAAGGCGGGGCUAGGCUUUUCCCGGGCCGCACAAACCUUGUGCUGAAGUUCCGGACGUGCGUGCUCCGGAGACAGUCACGGAAGGCCACGGAGUUCUCUGGACGCAUGCGUAGCCGUAAACGCGAAUAACCGCGCAAAGCGUUACAGCCGUCUUCUCUUUGCGUUCAGUCGGGUGCGAGGUGCUCUCUGGAGCCCUUCUUGUCCCUGAAACAGCAUCCAGUUUCCUCACUAUUAAGUCCCUGGUCUGUGAUGCCACCGUGCUCUUCCGGGAGGCUGGAGAGGCGAAUGGCUCCUGCACCUGGUGCGAUUGCCGUGACAUGCUGGAGUCCCCACCGGGCUCCGGAUAGGGGCUACUAACAAGCGCUCCAUGUCUGCCACAGAUGCCAUACACUUUAGGCGCGAUGCACAGGCAUGUGCCUUGUGGGCAGGUGCUCAGAGCGCAUUCACAUUGGUACACACGGGAACCCGGACGUGUGCACCUCGCAAACACCGUCCCAGGCAUGCUGGGGCUGUCACUUAGGUGACACGUAUGUGUCACGAGUGGACGGGCCUGUGUGCUACUUAGCCAGCUUUGUGCACACCUCUGGCUUGACUCCAAGUCUUCAAGUACCUAGCAGGGGUUCAAAUGUAACUUGUGACUCCUCCCAGAGUAGUAGAGUUGGGAAGAGGGUCCUAGGUCAGCCCCAGGAUGCAAUUAAGAUCUUUUGCAUCUUAUUUACAUAUUGCCCUUCUGGGGGCAAAGGGGAGUCCCAUGAGUCCCGUGGCAGUCAAGCUCUCAGAACCCUGGGGACAGGGGUGGAGCCCUCUGCACAGCCUCGCAGCUGGGGCAGGAAGCGAGAGUGGGGAGGGGGAAGGCCACAGCCCGCAGAGUCAAGGCGGGCCCAGGACCUGUGGAGACGGAGGGUAAUACCAAAGCUCGAGCCCUGAGGCCCUGCUGGCCCCCUGGGCACCGGCCCAGCCCCGGCCUCCAGGGAUGGCCCUUGUAGACCCCGACAUCUUUAAUAAGGACCCCCGGGAACACUAUGAUCUACUGCAGCGCCUGGGUGGUGGAACCUAUGGAGAAGUCUUCAAGGCUCGUGACAAGGUGUCUAAGGACCUGGUGGCUUUGAAGAUGGUGAAGAUGGAGCCUGAUGAUGAUGUCUCCACCCUUCAGAAGGAGAUUCUCAUGUUGAAAACUUGCCGGCAUGCCAACAUCGUGGCUUACCAUGGCAGUUACCUCUGGCUGCAGAAGCUCUGGAUCUGCAUGGAAUUCUGUGGGGCUGGUUCUCUCCAGGACAUCUACCAAGUGACUGGCUGUCUGUCCGAGCUCCAGAUCAGCUAUGUGUGCCGGGAAGUGCUCCAGGGUCUGGCCUACCUGCACUCGCAGAAGAAGAUACACCGAGACAUCAAGGGAGCCAACAUCCUCGUCAAUGACUCCGGGGAGGUUAGGCUGGCUGACUUUGGAAUCUCAGCCCAGAUUGGGGCGACAUUGGCCCGACGCCUCUCUUUCAUUGGGACACCAUACUGGAUGGCUCCAGAGGUGGCAGCUGUGGCCCUGAAGGGUGGAUACACUGAGCUGUGCGACAUCUGGUCUCUUGGCAUCACGGCCAUCGAGCUGGCCGAGCUCCAGCCGCCCCUCUUCGACGUGCACCCUCUCAGGGUUCUCUUCCUCAUGACAAAGAGUGGCUACCAGCCUCCUCGGCUAAAGGAAAAAGGCAAAUGGUCGUCUGCCUUCCAUAACUUUGUCAAAGUCACCCUCACUAAGAGCCCCAAGAAACGCCCCGGUGCCGCCAAGAUGCUCAGUCAUCAGCUGGUGUGCCAGCCAGGGCUCAACAGAGGCCUCAUCUUGGAUCUUCUUGAGAAAAUGAGGAAUCCUGGGAAGGGGGCACCUGCUGGGGAGCCUGACGACGAGGAGCCUGAGCCACCCCCUGCCAUCCCUCGGCGGAUCAAAUCCACCCACCGGGCCAGCUCACUGGGGAUCCCAGACACAGACUGCUGUCGGCGGCACAUGGAGUUCCAGAGGCUCAGAGGAAUGGAACCCAGACCUGCAGCUGACACUGUUUGCUUACAGCCCCCUGGAGACUUCAGGAGCACCAGUCCCAGGAGCCAACUGUCAGAGUCUGAUGACGACUAUGAUGAUGUGGACAUCCCUGCCCCAGCAGAGGACGUGCCUCCUCCACUGCCCCCCAAGCCCAAGUUCCGGUCUCCAUCUGACGAUGGUUCUGGAGGGCUAGGGGACGACGGACAGCUGAGCCCAGGGGUGCUGGUCCGGUGUGCCAGUGGGCCUCCUCCUCGUACCCCUCGUCCGGGGCCUCCCCCAGCCACACACAGCCCCCAUCUCACAGCCCACUCAGAUCCCUCACUGUGGAACUCAGCCGCGCCGGAGCCAGGUCAGCCCCCACUCCUGCCCCCUAAGAAGGAAAAGAUGAGGAGAAAGAUGGAGAAAGCGAGGCGCCAAGAGGGAUGCGCCCUUCUUGUGAAGUUAUUCAACGGCUGCCCCCUCCAGAUCCACAGCACAGCUGCCUGGACACAUCCCUCUACUAAAGACCAGCACCUGCUCCUGGGUGCAGAGGAAGGCAUUUUCAUACUGAACCGGAAUGAUCAGGAGGCCACGCUGGAGAUGCUCUUCCCUGGACGGACAACCUGGGUGUACUGCAUCAACAACCUGCUCAUGUCUCUCUCAGGGAAGACUCCCCACCUGUAUUCUCAUAGCAUCCUGGGCCUGCUGGAGAGGAAGGAGAUCAGAACAGGAAGCCCCAUCGCUCACAUUAGCCCUCACCGGUUUCUGGCAAGAAAGAACAUGGUCUCCACCAAGGUCCAGGAUACCAAAGGCUGCCGGGCCUGCUGUGUGGCCGAGAGUACCAGCUCUGGGGGCCCAUUCCUGUGUGGGGCGUUGGAGACGUCUGUGGUCCUGCUCCAAUGGUACCAGCCAAUGAACAAGUUCCUGCUCGUCCGGCAGGUGCUGUUCCCGCUGCCCACGCCGCUGCCCGUGUUUGCGCUGCUGACAGCGCCGGGCUCCGAGCUGCCGGCGGUGUGCAUCGGCGUGAGCCCCGGGCACGCGGCCAGGUCGGUGCUCUUCCACACCGUGCGCUUUGGUGCCCUGUCCUGCUGGCUGGACGACUCCAGCACGGAGCACAAGGGACCAGUGCAGGUGACCCAGGUCAAGGAAGACAUGGUGAUGGUGUUGAUGGACGGCUCUCUGAAGCUCGUGACCCCAGAGGGGGCCCCAGCUCCCGGGCUUCGCACCCCUGAGAUCCCCAUGACGGAAGCAGUGGAGGCUGUGGCUAUGGUUGGAGACCGACUCCAGGCCUUCUGGAAGCAUGGAGUUCAGGUGUGGGCUCCAGGCUCGGAACAGCUGCUGCAGGAGCUGAGAGACCCCACCCUCACCUUCCGUCUGCUCGGCUCCCCCAGGCCUGUCGUGGUGGAGACACGGCCCUCGGACAACCCCACCGCCCCUAGCAACCUCUACAUCCAGGAAUGACCAUCUGAGAGAGCACGAGAAACGGACCUCUGUGGACUCCUGAAGACACUAGUGGCCAUGACUUGUCCUUAUCUUCCAAUAAACAUGACUUCGGUCUGUU